AUGCCUGCUUCACUGUUCACCCAUCCAGCCCUCUCUCCUGAGAAUCUCCAGACCAUUGGGGAAGAACUCAAUUUACCACCACCGCCAACAUUUGAAAAUCACCAACAACAACCCAAUGCUGAACUUGCUAGUCUCGAAGAAUCAGAGUUGGAUCCCGCGUCCUCAUCUGCAGCUUCCGCAUGCACUUUGACUGCUGUUUCACACUCCAUACUUCGGGACUCUCCCCGGAAGCCUGACCCACUGAAAUUGAACAAUCAGAUCGCGACUCGCAGUAACGACCAAAAGAAGGCUGGUGAUGCCCCCUCUGCUUCUUUCGCCUCUCAGCGGGAAUUAAACCCUCCGCUUCCCGACUCCCCGGCCCCCCUCGUCAGCCCGGCAAAAUCCUUCUUGCAGCAUCAUAAAAACUCGCGAUCAAUUGACUCGAUACCGUUCCAGACAAUCAUGAAAGCCCUCGCCUCAAAGGGAAACAGUUCUUCCGGUGCCCCACUCCCCCUUGCAGCAUCUCUAGCUAGCCUUCUUUCACAAUCCCGCAAUGACGGAGCCAACAAUUCUUCCCGCAGACUCUCUGGGACCUUUCCCGGCCCGAGCGCAUACCAUGAAAGAACCCCCUCCACUGCUCGUUUUCCGCUAAAAUCUCCUUGCUUCUAUCAUCAGCGAUUUGACGAUGCGGUCAACAUUGAAAAGGUUCUUGAGGAAAUAGCUGCGGACGAGUGGAUAUCACAUUCACGGUUGAUGCAAACGGCCACCGGCGUUCGGGAAGUUUCGAAGCAAUUGCAGCGGCGCCCUAUCAAAUUGGCGGUCAAAAAUGUAAUGAUUGUCACGAAAGCGCGCGAUAAUCGUCUGGUACACCUUACACGGGAUUUGGCGGAAUGGUUACUGAGCACACCACGAUAUGGCAGUGAUUUGGGGGUGAAUGUUUAUGUCGAUCACAAAUUGCAAUGGUCGAAACGUUUCGACGCUCCAGGGCUUUUAGCGAAAGAGCCGCGGUUUGAACAUAUGCUGAAGUACUGGACUCCAGACCUUUGCUGGUCAUCACCAGAAACUUUCGACUUGGUCCUAACUUUAGGGGGAGACGGAACUGUCUUGUAUACGUCUUGGCUAUUUCAACGCGUUGUACCUCCCGUCCUGUCGUUUUCAUUAGGGAGCCUCGGAUUUUUGACAAAUUUCGAGUUCGACAAAUACAAGGAGCACCUAAAUCAAAUAAUGGGUGACGUAGGUAUGCGCGUGAACCUACGUAUGAGAUUCACUUGCACUGUCUACCGUAUGGAUCAGAGACAUGGGCAUCUGCCAGGAGCAGUUGUAGAGGGAGAGCAGUUCGAAGUGGUAAACGAGCUGGUUAUUGACCGCGGACCUUCACCUUAUGUCUCAAAUCUCGAACUAUAUGGUGAUAACGAGUUGUUGACAGUGGUUCAGGCGGACGGUUGUAUAUUCUCUACUCCUACAGGAUCAACUGCAUACUCUCUCUCGGCUGGUGGAUCUCUUGUCCAUCCUUCCAUUCCUGGAAUUCUUCUUACACCCAUAUGCCCACACACCCUCUCCUUUCGUCCCAUGGUACUAUCAGAUGCUAUGCUCUUGCGAAUUGCCGUUCCCACAGCUUCCCGAUCCACUGCCUACUGUUCCUUCGAUGGUAAAGGCCGUAUCGAGCUCUGUCAAGGAGACUACGUCACCGUCGAAGCGAGUCAGUACCCGUUCCCCACUGUGGUUGCGGGUGCAGGAGAAUGGUUCGAAAGCGUCCGACGUGCGCUGCGCUGGAAUGUUCGCGGGGCAGUCCAAAAAGGCUGGAACUGUGAUACUGAAGGGCAAUCAACUGCUCCUAGCGUUGAAGAUGAAGAAGAGGAGCAUUGGGAUAUCGACCCAGACACAACUACGCCGCUUGGGACGGGGACCGAUAGCGGGUUGGGUCCAAGUGAGGAUGGUGAAAGCCCUGGCCCUGACUCAAUGAGUCCGCUUCGAAAACAGAUGGGCUUGUUUAGUUUGUAG
Molecule: messenger RNA, 1980 nt
Organism: Paracoccidioides lutzii Pb01
Product: ATP NAD kinase
Exons: 2
Coding region: 1-1980 (659 amino acids)
Biological process (GO): NAD+ metabolic process; NADP+ biosynthetic process
Molecular function (GO): NAD+ kinase activity
Source: RefSeq, a predicted model, not a curated record